Molecule: messenger RNA, 822 nt
Organism: Labrus bergylta (ballan wrasse)
Lineage: Eukaryota; Metazoa; Chordata; Actinopteri; Labriformes; Labridae
Gene: atp6v1f
Product: ATPase H+ transporting V1 subunit F
Biological process (GO): proton transmembrane transport
Cellular component (GO): membrane; proton-transporting V-type ATPase, V1 domain
Molecular function (GO): proton-transporting ATPase activity, rotational mechanism
Source: RefSeq, a predicted model, not a curated record
UCAGCUGACGCGAUCACAUGACCUGUAGCAUCUGUCACAGAGAAGCUAAAUUCCUCUCUUCUUCUCCUUGAGGGGUUUUCUCUUGUUUUUCUGCACACCGGAGCUCCGUGAUGGCCGGACGCGGGAAACUGAUCGCCGUUAUCGGUGAUGAGGACACGUGCACCGGGUUCCUGCUCGGCGGGGUCGGUGAGCUCAACAAGAACCGAAAACCGAAUUUCUUAGUGGUGGAGAAGGACACGAGCAUCGCGGAGAUCGAGGAGACCUUCAAGAGCUUCUUGGCUCGUACCGACAUCGGCAUCAUCCUCAUCAACCAGUUCAUCGCCGAGAUGAUCCGCCACGCCAUCGACGGCCACAUGGAGUCGAUCCCCGCCGUGCUGGAGAUCCCGUCCAAAGAGCAUCCUUAUGACGCGUCCAAGGACUCCAUCCUGCGCCGCGCCAAGGGCAUGUUCUGCGCCGAGGACUUCCGUUAAACACACACACACACACACACACACACACACACACACACACACACACACACAGCUGUGAUUGAUGUGAGCGUCCUUGUCUUCAUGUUUGUACAGUGAUUCCAGAUUUAUCUAAAUCGUUGUUUUUCCUCUAAAUGCUUUUUUUUUUUUUUUUUUUGACCAACGUGUGAAUCGUUCCCUUUGAUGUUCAGAAACAGGAAGUAGAUCAUGUGACUCCUGGUGAUGAUUGAUGUGCAGUUUGUUCUGUCAGCUGAGAGCGACUCACGCAGGAAGCAGUUUGUGUGUUUUUUUUGUCUCUAUUAACUUAUAAAAACUCUUAACGUGUUCAAGAAAAUAAACAAUUUGUUGGUUGUGA